Messenger RNA from Nymphaea colorata (pocket water lily), 1687 nucleotides. RefSeq names its product putative F-box protein At2g02030. The coding region runs from base 247 to 1479 and encodes 410 amino acids. Gene Ontology annotation, molecular function: protein binding. Lineage: Eukaryota; Viridiplantae; Streptophyta; Magnoliopsida; Nymphaeales; Nymphaeaceae. The transcript is spliced from 2 exons. The record is from RefSeq and is a predicted model, not a curated record.
CGUCCAGGGGAGAAUACCUCAUCGGCUGAUCAUCCUGAGGGCCGAGGGGACGUGCAACUCUUUAAAAGAGGGGAGAAACUAGGCAUGGCAUUCAUCUACCUGUGUGAAUCAACUUAGGGAGAUUGCAUCGGAGCUUGAAGAAGAUCAUGUUGUUCCAUCGAAGGCCACGGCCGCUUGACCACUCGGCCUCUUAAAAGGAGUCAAGCUGCAGCUGCACUUGUUCUUUAUGAUAACUAAAUUCACAAGAUGGUAGAAGCCCAUCACCUCAACGAGGAUAUUUACCAAAACAUCCUGUCCAGAUUGCCUGCAAAAUCACUACUGCAGUACAGGACUGUCUCCAAGCAAUGGAGGGCCAUGAUCUCUGACCCUCAAUUCAUCUCCCUGCAUGCUUCGAAUUCAUGCAGCAAAAGCUCUCAUGUCUUUGCCUCCGUCUACCUCAAGGGCUCAAGACCGUUUCUUUGGAACGCCUCCGCAGCAGGCAUCCAUUCUGCUCUGGAGUCCUUCCUCCUGCAGAAGGGUGCUGAUAUUGUCGGUUCCUGCAACGGCCUUGUGUUCUGUUGGAACUAUGAUGGCCUCUCAAGCUCCAUCAUGAUACUGAACCCCACCAACAUGGACUACAUUUCCCUUCCGGACCCGUUAAAAGAAAUGUCAUUGAUGUGCCAAGAACCAUUUGCCAGUUAUUCCAUUGAGACCAGCGUUGGCUUGGCCUUUGACCCUUGCAUGGGAUCCACCGGCUUCAAUUACCAAGUUGUACUAGUUGAAGCCCUUGUUCCAAAUUGGCAGGCUUCAUAUGAAACACCCCAUGGCUUGAAGUUCCAAAUUUACAAUUCAAAAACUGGUGCAUGGUCUAUGUCAGGAGAAACUAAUAGCAGCCACACUCUGUCUGAUGCAAGCCCUGUGUAUCAUAAAGGAGUUCUAUUUUGGCUUUCCAUCAAGGCGCAGAUUCUUGCUUUUGAUGUAGAGAGACAGCAAUCUUGCUUAUUGGAGUUGCCAUCACAAAUUGUGGAAGAAAAGCGGAACACCAGCUCUGCAAAUUGCGACGAUGAAUGGUUCGGAGCCUUAGGUGGAGGUCUCUGCUAUUUGAGAACUGGCAAUACUACAGUGAAUGUGUGGACUGCCACUGCAGAUUACAAGGAAGCCCAGUGGGUUCUGAAGUACAGUUUGUGCUUGCAGAGCAUAGUCUACAAUCACCUUUGUCUUUUGAAUUCGCUACUGAACCGGCACACUUGUUCUAGUGAGAUGGUGUGCUCGAAGAGAAGCUUGGACCUCAAAGUGUGUGAGAUGGACAUGAAGUUUUUCCAUCCAUUGUGUCUCUGUGGAGAUAACAGAGUCCUUCUGAGGGCGGGGGACAGCAUUCUUUCUUAUGAUAUUGAGACAGAGACUUUCGUGGAGUGUUGCGAUUUUCGUAAUGUGAACUUUUUUUAUGUCUACCCGCAUUGCAGCAAUCUUGUCACUUUUAGCCUUUUCAAGAGAAAUUAAGCGAACUUUUUGGGUGGUUGCUUGCUGCCUUUCGCUUUGAAGCUUGUUGUGAUAAACGUAUUGGAAGUUCUCAGUAAACCAGUAUCAGUAAUUUAGAUGAUAGUGCCAACUGGUGCAGUAUAUGGCUUUAGACUCGAAAUCAGUUAGAGUAACAUCUCUCCCUCUCUCUCUUUUUGCAUGUGGGAUAUGCACAUUGAUAUAAUGCUAU